This is a messenger RNA of Prunus armeniaca (apricot), 471 nucleotides long. NCBI's taxonomy places the organism in Eukaryota, Viridiplantae, Streptophyta, Magnoliopsida, Rosales, Rosaceae. The record is from the annotation of a GenBank genome assembly.
AUGGCAGGUUGUGGACUCCCUUCAAUAUCUCAUUUUCACUGGACUCGACAUCUCCUUGUCUUUCAUCAUAUUGUUCAGUUUAUGAGUGCUCCUCGCUCUCCUCACUUGGGUGCUGCUAAUCGUAUUCUUUGUUAUUUGAAGAGCACAAUUUGGUUUGGUCUUUCCUUUCGUCAAUCUCCAAGCCCCUUUGCUCUUUGUGGUUUCUCUAAUUUUGAUUGGGCUGGUUAUCUUGAUACCUGUCGUUCGACUAUUGGUUUUUGCACUACAUGGAUCUCUCAUCUCCUUCAUGAGUUGGAGCUUCCUUCUUCUGGACCUACCAUAUUGUUGUGUGACAAUCUCAGCACUACCUACAUGGCUUCUAAUCCGGUGUUUCAUGCUUGCACUAAACAUAUUGAACUCGAUUACCACUUCAUUAUAGAUCGUAGUAUCUCUGACUCUCACCAAGAUCAAUUUGUUUCCUUUUUCGAUUAG